Molecule: messenger RNA, 4074 nt
Organism: Ceraceosorus guamensis
Lineage: Eukaryota; Fungi; Basidiomycota; Exobasidiomycetes; Ceraceosorales; Ceraceosoraceae
Exons: 3
Coding region: 1-4074 (1357 amino acids)
Biological process (GO): nuclear-transcribed mRNA catabolic process, nonsense-mediated decay
Cellular component (GO): telomerase holoenzyme complex
Molecular function (GO): telomerase RNA binding; telomeric repeat DNA binding; protein binding
Source: RefSeq, a predicted model, not a curated record
AUGUCGCACCCACUAUCAUCUGCGACGAUGACUUCGCCACUCAUGAUGCAGAUUAGCGAAGGCGAGGAUCUGAUCAACCCAUCAAAGAGCGCGGCCCAUCAGAGUGACAGAAUACAUCUUCAUGGUCGCCACCCGCAUCAUCCUCAUAGGCAAGAUGUCGCGACCAGACCGCCGCGCGGCCCUGCCAACCCCGGCGGUGGUGAUGACAUUGCCAACAUGAUGGUCUCGUAUAGGAGACGACAAGCGCGAGGCGAUCCGGAGGACGCUUCACACGCACGCGGCGAAGGGCGGGAGGGAAGUGGUGGACCCCGUCGAGGUGGCAGAAUCCGCGAGCGAGAGCGCGAAGCAGCGGAAGCUCGUAGGGAACGAAAUGUGAUUCUCGGCGCCGCUACCACCGAGGACCAGGUCAGGUUCAUGUCACGCGCGUCGGAGAAUCCAACUGGACGGUCGUCCGGCAAUCGCCUGUUUGAUCCCGAACAUGAUGCCAUUCCUCGCGCCCCAGCGGCCGAUGACCAUCGUCGGCAAGAGCGCAGAGACAGAGAGCGCCCACUCGCUGACGAGAGAAGGCGCCAGCAUGAAGCUCGAGCCCAAAAUACCGAAACUUCCAGCGCUCGCCAUCCUCCAGGGCAAAGUAGCGCCCCACAGAGACACCAUGAACAUCGGCAUCAGGAGCAUGCGGGCUCUGCAUCGAGAUCAAGAGGCAGACGAGAUGACGACUUCGGUCAUCGUCAUCGCCACGAGUCUCGACGCGACGACGCGAGCCAGACUGACAGCAAUCGCGGACCUCAGGUGGGGGGUACGAGAGGCGGAGCAGGUCAGCUCUUUGACCCACGUAGAGACGACCCGGUUAAGUUUGCCGCGGCCAGCAAACGUCCACCAGCUGCGUCAUCUGGCCCUAGCAUUUUGAGCGCCAGUCAGGCGGCUGCCGGUGCUCCUGGUCAAAGCGAGGCCAGCGCGACGUCUGUCUCGGAUGCGAAGAGCUUGAGCAGCGCACCUCCGAGCACCAAUGCUCCAUCCGUCACUUCAUCACAAGCUUCGCGAGAGCGUCGCAGACGACGCGGCGCAGCGCCAUCCGAGAAUUCAGAGGCAGACGAAGGUCAAGCCGGCGCCAGGCAAAGCAGCCACACGCAAACCAACAAGUACGUAUCCGAUGCCAAAUCAUUGCUGAAAGAGAUAUCGACGCUAGAGAGUCAGCUCAAAGAUGAGCAUGCAGCAGCCAGACAAGCCGAUGAGGGCAGAGCGCGCGGGUCUGCCCCAAGAGGCCGACUGCACGACGGCAGCGUCGAUCAUGAUUUCUGGUUGAAGCUGGCUGCUGAGCACAAAAGGCUGGCGGAGCAGCAUGCGGCAUUCAUGGACAAGACACUUCGACCAGGCUUGCCAGCUUCUUUACAGAACAUGCCACUUUCCUGUCGGAUCCCAAAGAGACUCUGGGAGACGGGCGUUCAGCCUAUGCUGGAGCGUCUGCUACACGCUCUGCCCAUCAGUUCGACAUCAGCUACCUCAGCGGAUGUAAGCGAGUCCACACAGGCCGUGCAAGUGGCGCUUCUGGAGCACCUCACCGAGUUCGUCUAUUUUGCAUACUCUUUCUACACCCACCUUCUCGAGGUGGAGACGUUCAAGACGUUCCGAGCGAGCUGGCUCCAAAGCUUGGGAGAUCUCGCUCGGUAUCGGAUGGCUGUCGCUGGCCUUUCCGCCAGGCAUGGUGCAACUUCUGGUAAUAUUAGGAACAAGGCUGGCCGAAGUACGGUGCAGCGUGCCGAAGGGACCGAAGAGGACUCCGCGAAUGCUCGACAGCCUGCGGAUGAAGCGAGCGUCGGCAGCGCUGCCCUCGGGGACUGGGAGUUGGAGGAGGAAGACACAUGGCGCGCUACUGCGCGUGAUUGGUACGCGAAAGGACUUGCUGAGACUCCGGGUCAGGGCCGACUUCAUCAUUUCCUGGGCGUUCUCAGCCAAGGCGACGACUUGCGGGUGCUUCAUCAUUUCUUCAAAAGCUUGUCCUCCUCGCACCCGCACCUAGCGUCUCGAGAAAGCCUUCUGCCACUCUUCGACCGCGUCCAUCAGCAGCGUCGGGUUCAACCUGACGCAUCUCCGAUCAGCCUGUUCAUCCACCUGCACGGUAUCCUGUUCACACGAGUACAAUUGGACGAUUUUGACGACGUCUUCGAUCGGUUCCGAGAAGCUCUGCACGCCCAGGCGCUGGACGGGGUGCGUGCGCUUCGAAACACGGAGCCGACACCUCAUGAGAUUCCAAAUUAUGCCUGGAUGAUGAUGGGCACGAUCAAUCUCGCUGCGCUGCUUCAGUACGGUGCCGAGGACGCGCUGUUAGCCCCUAAUGAUUCUCAGUCUGCCAACCAAAAGGCAGAACAAAGAGAGAUCCUGGGCAAUGUCGCAACAGGACCAGCAGCUUCGCAGGAAGCUUCAGGCAGCUCACCUGGGUUGCACACGCUUCGUCUUCCUCAAGCUGCGUCAGUGCAUGACGCUGAAGAUCGAGAUGUGCCGGUCACGCUACGUCAUGCUAUUCGACUUGCCUUCACUGUGCUCGACAUUGUUGCCGCUUGCUCCAUCGCGGAUCGAGCGCCCGGCCAGAUCGUGCCGCCAAAUCCCUACUUGUCGAUCAUGCUUACCUUUCUGACUACCGCCAUCAAGCAACCCGAGACUCUUGGCAUCAUCGAGCGACACAUACCUUGGGAUCAACUGGUGCUUCUCUCCAAGAGCGCCACACCCAACAUCGACCCUCGUCGCGACAUUGCCAGCAAAGUGGCCGGCGAUGCUCCUCUUCCCGAGGACUGGUGCUUGCGUGGAAUGUCGUGGGUAGGACGAAGGGUAUACGAACGAGGUUUUUGGAAGUCGCAGGGGGCUCACUCCGCCCUUGUCUUUGAGUCUGAAGUCGAUGUACUUGCUUGCAAUUCAGCUCGCAAUUCACUUGGAGCGCAAGAAGAAGCGAUACUUGGUCUGGAUGAAGGCCCUGAUGACGAAGAUGCACCAGCCCGUAGGAAUGAGCACCCAGGUGCUAGUGGUCGAAAGUUGGGUUUGCGAGCGCUACGAUGGCGUAGAAUCUCUUGGACGCUCACUGUGCUGGCCAAGACGGUUCCUGGCCUUGAUUACGAACCAGCUUUGGACGGAGGUCGUGGCGGCAUCGUCAUCGUUGAUCCUCUUCGCACAAAGCAGCAGAGAUGGCGCACUGAAGAUGCUGAGGCCCAAAUCCAGACACAAACCGCUCGUCUAGGCCUUGGCGAGGUCGAACCCUUGGAAGCGGAAGAAGGCGACGAAGUCGAUGAUGACAGCCCAGCCAGCGAGCUCGAGGAAGAUGUUGACCAAGCUACAGACUCGGCUGAGAUCAUCCAACUCAAGGCUCGGAGACGCAAGCUCAAGGCCAUCCUUCGAGCAGCGCAAGACAACGCCCGAACCCGCGCUCCGGCGCCAGCUCUGAGCAAACCUGACAGACGUGCAGACAACAAGAAGCCAGCCGCAGCUGGCAAGAGUCAGAUGCCUGGGGCGGCACUUUUACCCGGCUAUUCGAUCCUCGUGCUGGACACCAACAUUGCUCUGACACAAGGAGACGUCCUUGAGCAGCUCAUCGACUCGAUGCAGUGGACGCUCAUCAUCCCGCUCGCGGUCAUCACCGAGCUCGACGGCAUCAAGAAGAAUCAGAACGCAGUCGGUCAAGAAGCGACACGGGCUCUAAGCCUGAUCGAGGCAAGACUUCGUACGCACGCGAAAUUCGUCAAAGUGCAAACGAGCAGGGGCAACUACUUGCCAGACCUUCGCUUCCGCAACGAAGAUAUCGACUUUUCCGGUAUCGGCAAGCGAACCGACGAUGACAGGGACGAUGGGACGUUUGCGCGCAGUCUCGACGAGAUCAUACUUCGAGCCGUCGCGUGGCAGGAUGCGCAUUUUGUCGAUCGUCGAACUUUGCUGGGUAGUUCCGAGCCCACGAAAGCCGUGGCGCAAGGGACUGCCAAGGUUGCGCUCGUCACGUUUGACCGCAAUCUUCGGCUCAAGGCGCGGAUUCGAGGGUCGCAUUCGAUCGGUCGGGCCGAGCUGCUAGCCAUUCUGGCUCCCGAAAAGGGCUAG